UCGAAGUCUGUUGAUGCACGCGAGCUUCUGUUUGAUCUUUAAAUGAGGUGUGCGGUAAUUGCUGCAUUUCAGGUGAAUACAGCUGAAUUACAUUUCAGUUAAUUUUGAAGCUGAAUGUAGUGUUCAGCCGUUUAGAAGAGUGCCUGUUAACUUUAUUGGUCUUGUUACUUGGUGCUGAAUGAGUGUUUGAGGCGUGUAGGGACGGAGUGCGGUGUGUUUGUUUAUUAUUCCUGAGCUCAUGGCGGAAGUGUUCGCCGGACGCACGCUCCUGAAUAAAGAAGGAGAAGUGCGGGACGCUGAGGACUGCCUCCGGAAUAAAGUGGUCGGGUUGUAUUUCUCCGCCGGCUGGUGCCCUCCGUGCCGCGACUUCACGCCCGUGCUGUGUGAUUUUUACACCGAGCUGGUGGAAGAGAGCGACCCUCCGGCUCAGUUCGAGAUCGUUUUUAUUUCCUCGGAUAAAUCCGCCGAAGACAUGACGGAAUAUUAUCACGACAUGCACGGGGACUGGCUCGCGCUGCCCUGGACCGACCAGUACAAGCACGAGCUGAAGAAGAGGUACAACAUCACAGCCGUACCCAAGCUGGUGAUUGUGAAGGAGAACGGGCAUGUGAUCACUGACAAAGGCAGGAAGCAGAUCCGAGAUCAGGGCCUGGCCUGCUUCAGGAACUGGCUGGAAGUUGCCGAAAUCUUCCAAAAUUUCAAAUGCUAGUGAAUUCAGUUAGUUUCAUCCCGCACUUUAACGGAGGAGAACGGGUGAACGUGUGUGUGUGUUUAGGGUGGGCGGUGUCUGGACACUUUAUAACUAUGCUUUAUAAAAAAAUAUUUUUAAAUGCUUGUACUGUAUGUAAGUUUAUUAUUGCUGCUGUGUUAUCAUCAGAAGCAGUUAUGCUCAGUUGUAGGAUAGAGGAUGAGUGUGUGCUGUAUUGAGGACUGUCGCUACACUGGUACUCAGGGACUGUUUUAUGUCUAGCAUUGUCAUGGCACUUGAGAUUCCCCGGCGUUUCAUUAAAACACUGUGAUGAAUUCCC
This is a messenger RNA of Clarias gariepinus (North African catfish), 1028 nucleotides long. RefSeq names its product nucleoredoxin like 2 (gene nxnl2). The record is from RefSeq and is a predicted model, not a curated record. Lineage: Eukaryota; Metazoa; Chordata; Actinopteri; Siluriformes; Clariidae. The transcript is spliced from 2 exons. The coding region runs from base 239 to 709 and encodes 156 amino acids. Gene Ontology annotation, biological process: sensory perception; photoreceptor cell maintenance.